Molecule: messenger RNA, 3224 nt
Organism: Pseudophryne corroboree (corroboree frog)
Lineage: Eukaryota; Metazoa; Chordata; Amphibia; Anura; Myobatrachidae
Exons: 2
Coding region: 1523-2551 (342 amino acids)
Source: RefSeq, a predicted model, not a curated record
CGCCCACUUGUUAAAUUUAUAUUCUACUUGCAUUGUUUUGCCAGAUACUGACAGUCUGUUUGUGACGUCUCUGCUUAAUCUUCCAAUCUAUGGGUCUAAUUCACACUUGUACGCUAACCUGUACCACACAGCGCAUUUAUAGCAACUUGGCGUUUAUGGUGUCUACUAGUCCCUACAUCCAUGCAUAGGAAUAGGCGUGUGUCUCCUAUAAAUACUACUUAAGUACUCUCCCCAGAUUGAACCCUAUCACACUAGAUAACAUGCAGAACCCAGCGUCUUUGCUACUGUUUGACAUUCUCUGGGCAGGAAAGGGGGAAGCUUUGUGUCGGUGGGGUGGGUCGGCAGAGUGAACUAAUGGAGGGGAAGCCCCGGCUGGGAUCCUUCUGGUGGGGUCAGCUCCGUGCAGUGAGAAUUUCUGUUUCUUACGGCUGCUCACGGCACCAGCAUACUCUUGUAUUAGUCAGACAGGCCCUUGGUACCGGAUGUCAGCUGGAGGGUGUGGGGAACAAUUCCAGGUGGUACGCCCAUGAAGUAGUCCCUGCUCAGAACACUGUACUUGCUGGCAGUGGUUUUGGGGUACACCUGUUAUGUAUUGGUAUUCUGGGAUUGCUACAUGACAAGAAGUCACCUGUAUUGUGAGUCUUUAAUUCCUGUAUUAUUAUGCCUUUGGGCUUCCUUUUUUCACCCAUUACAUGGCGAGUGUUGGUACACGUUUAUAAGAGGAAUGUUUCUUUCUGUACAUUGCAAGUAUCUUAUUUGAGCCAAAUGGCUUCUAUUUGAGAUGCAUAAAGCACAAUCACUGGCACCAUGUACAUUUCUGGAGUGGUUUUAUAUCCCUUUCAGACAUGCUCUAAAUUCCCGGGAUUUUACACAUGAACGCGCAUCAACCCGGGAAUUUGGUAUGUCUGAAAGGCACCGACCCAGGAAUGUGAUCCGGGUCGCCAACCCUGGAAUUGACCUGGGAUUUUACCGGGUUUUUCUUCCCAGGUUGGCUUCCCGGGUUAAGUCUGAAAGGCGCGACCCUGGAAUUUGCUCUCUGGCUGCAUGAAAAAGGUUUUCAUUGGUCAGAAAGGGCCACCUGAUGCCUGCUGAUGACCUCAUCAGCGGCAGACAGAGGGGAAUAGACGCCACAGCAGCAUGGGAGGAGGCAGAGAGCUUUGCUGUGAAGUGUGGCAGUGCCAGAGUGCAGAAGGUACACAGAGCUGUGCAUGUAUGUGUGCCAGUGCCAGAGUGUGCCAAAGUAACACAGAGCUGUGCAGAGAAGUCUGCAGAAGUGUGCCAGAGGGUGCCAGUGAAGAGACUCCCAUUUUGUUCAUAAUGGCUCACUGGAAGGAGGAGGAGGUCGAGGAGCUACUACAUGUGAUGGGUGAGGAGGAAAUUAAAUCACAAAUAACAGGGACUGUUAAGGAUGCCAUGAUCUAUGGCAACAUUGCAUGGAUCCUGUCCGUCAGAGGUAUUGUGAAGACACAACAGCAAGUUCUUAACAAACUAAAGUCCCUUAAGAAACAAUAUACCAAGGUCCAUGACCACAAUCGAAAUCGCAGUGGUAUGGGAAGGAUGGAGUGGCCCUUAUAUGAACUGUGCAGCAACGUGUUUGGCCAUACAGCACUUAGCAAUCCCAUUGCCCUAUCCUCAUCUAGUGAUGCUGGCACGCUGUCUGCUAUACCAUCAGCCGUGGCUACAUCGUCUCCAGAUUGCAGCCAGCAGAGCCCGGCAUCAUUGCAGAGCCUAUUUGAGGAUGAAUCCAGAUGUUGAUUCGGAUGUCACCAUCAUCAUCGAUCCAAACAAGGCCACAGAUGUGACCGCAUCGUCGCAGAGCACGGGGGUCGAUUCCCUACCACAGACCCAGGGAGACAAGCCUACCCUACGCUCAAACAUUUACACAGUCCCGCCUCGUAGGAAAAAGAAGACCAAAAUAGAGGUAACUACAAAAGCCAUGACAAAUAUCCUGUGCGAGCAACUACGCAAGAUGGAUUCAGAUUGGCAGAGUCAAGAGGACGCAAGAUUGCAAAAAUUCAUGGACAAUGAACGUGAACUGCAGAGGAAUUUGGUAACGCAAAUGGUAGUUAUGCAGGAUAAGAUCAGCAGCGAGAACCGUGAAUUCCUAGGUCAGCUUGUUUCUAAAAUGACCUCUACACCACAAUUUACAAACACUCAUUCUGACCUACAAUCACAUUCUCACACCGCAUUUGGUCCAAAAACACGGUAUGCCCAGCAAGGCCAGUCUCCCACAUCUUUUGGGCCUAUAUCACAGUAUAUGCAACAAGCCCAGUCUCCCCCAUAUUUUGGGCCUAGAUCCCAGUAUACGCAGCAAUCCCAGUCUCCCACCACUUUUGGGGAUACUCACCAGUUUACGCAGCAAUCCAAGUCUCCCACCACUUUUGGGGAUACUCACCAGUUUGUGCAGCAAUCCCAGUCUCCAACAUCCUUUAAUUCGACCUUGAAUACAUUGAAGAAUAGACCGAGAGGUUCAGAAUUUGGAGAUUCAUUCUCUAGUACAACUCCAGUGGAAUCUACUCCCAGCAAUAAACCACAGUACCAAAUUCUCUAAUGUAUACUGUGCACAUACAGUAAAUGUUUGUUCUAUGUUUAUUGGUUGGGUAUUGUGCCCAUAACUUUAUUUUUGUUUAAUGUUUUGUUUGUGAAAUACGUAUGUUUAAAAUGCGUAUGUUUGUCUUCAAAAAUUCAGGUAUUGCGCAUACGCUCAUAAUUAUGAGUACAUCAUACACCUUGGUCUUAUGAUUAUUUCGUUUUGUAUUUUUCACUGCAAUACCGCAGCACUUUUUUUUUUAAUGUAGAACAGGGGUUAUGGAACUACACUUCCCAGCAUUUUCUGCCACCGUUUAGCAUGGGCUAAAAUCUAAAAUGUGGAUGGGCAUGCUGGGAACUGAAGUUCCAUAACAGAUGCAAGGCAAAGGUUGAAGACCCCUGUGAUACACCAUGCCCUUCGGCAAAACUACUUUUUUGCACUGCAAUACCGCAGCACUUUUAUGUUAUGGCUAAAGUGGGUGUAAUGCGCCUGUCAUUGUACUAUACCAUAUAUGUCCUCAUAAUUGGGAGGAUCUCAUUAAAGAUGCAAAAGAUGUGCGCACACAUUUUACAACUUGAAAAAAAACUUUUAUUCUUUCUAAAAUAAACAUUUUUGGAAAAGAAAAACUGGUGGUCUAUUUAUUGAUAUAUAAAUAUGGGACUACUGUAUUCCUAACAUGGAAUUUAAAUUAACU